Electrophorus electricus (electric eel) is the source of this 2023-nucleotide messenger RNA. RefSeq names its product BCL2 associated X, apoptosis regulator b (gene baxb). Gene Ontology annotation, cellular component: mitochondrial outer membrane. Gene Ontology annotation, molecular function: channel activity; BH domain binding. The record is from RefSeq and is a predicted model, not a curated record. Gene Ontology annotation, biological process: extrinsic apoptotic signaling pathway in absence of ligand; regulation of apoptotic process; mitochondrial fusion. Lineage: Eukaryota; Metazoa; Chordata; Actinopteri; Gymnotiformes; Gymnotidae.
UGCAGUUCAUGGCAUGCAUAUCAGAUGCGUCCACAUGGUGUAUGCAUCUGUUAUGUAUGCCCUUCUAGUCUGGUUUAUAUGAAUUAGGAAGAAGGGACAGGCAGAUUAGUCUACUUGUGAGACCUGAGCUAUGUAAUAAUUUGUCAUACUAAUUUUAGCAUAGUUCUUAUAGCUGCGUAGAAAAACAACCAUAAGAACAAGAAUAACUUUAUACUGGAUUAUUGUACAGCUGUUAUACAGUAUUCGUUUCACUGUCCCUCUUACGUUUCUGUUGUAGACUAGUCUAGUAACCUAAUCGACAAACGUGUCGACAUGUCGUGUGAAGGAACAACGGAUGACCAAAUUGGAGAGGCAGUCUUGAUCGGAGUAAUAAAGGACCAGGUAAGGCACAUAACUUGUGAAGGAAACAUCCCCCCACUGCGCCUUCCUGACAUGAAACCAAUAACCAACGAGAAUGAUCAGAUGUUAGUAGAUCAAAUCGCAGAGACGAUCAGAGUUAUUGGUGAUCGGCUCGAUCAAGAUCCAAGAUUUAAUGAUAUGAUGGAUGGAUUGGGACGUGUGGCUGAUAAAAGCUGUUUCUGGAAGCUGGUGGAGAAUGUCUUCAGCAAUGGACAGAUUAACUGGGGAAGAAUUAUUGUGCUGUUCUACUCAGUAGGAAAACUGUCUGCAAAGAUGGUCCUAGCGCGAUUGCCUGCAGUGGUCUCAGACAUACUUUCUUUGUGUCUGGACUUCUUCAGGAGAAAGCUUUUGGACUGGAUCUGCAACAUGGGAGGAUGGAUUAACAGCAUUUCCGAACUGGCCCGUUUCGCCAUUGAACAAGUUUCUACUUCCUCCAUCAGAACCAUCUCGCCUUCUGUAGCACUGGGCCUGGUUUUCAUCAGUGGAAGUACUUCUGGAGACGCUCAUCAGUUGGAGAUGAACAGAAUCAGCUGAGAGAGACAGAAAGACAGCAAGAUGGUGGGGGGGUAGAGAGAGAGAGAGCGUGAGUGAGUGAGUGAGUGCAUGUGGGAGGGGCUGACAGAGCAGGUGAUGGGGUGAGUGGCAGAGGCUGGAUGAGGCAGGCUGGCGUGGCUAAUGGAAACCGGGUAGAAAGAGUGAAGCAAAGUGAAAGAAUGUAACCGCUCAAGACAAGAACAGGGGAUUCCUGUUGGGAUCACAUUCGUUUCCUAUGUUGGAGAACGCUGACACAGUGCCAAACCUACAAAUAUCCAUUUUGCCAUAUGUCUGUUUUAUAUACAUUUUAAUGUCAAUUAUUUUAUCUUUUUUAAUUAACAUGAUUCAAUUUGUGUAUUUGGAAAAUUGUGAUCAGAGGAAAAGGGUUGACUGAGUAAGACUUCUUUAUAUGUUAUACAGUCUUCACAGUAUCACUAUCACAUCAGAAACCUCUUUGAUAACUCUCAGGUAUUAAGAAUCUUCAACCUCUACCUCAUCCUUAAGUAGAGUACUGUACCCUAAAAGAUCCUUAAGGGUUUCGUUGGGAGCUCUUGCGUUAUACUGAAUUGUGACGUGUUAUUUUUUUCAGGACAAAAAAAAUUGUGCAUAUGUUCCUGGUGCCCUUGCGAUUUUCACAACCAAAAGUAACAAUGGUUUACUUAUUGUUAUGUAAAAACUAUUAAAUAUACACAUACAUAUAUACACUCACCGGCCACUUUAUUAGGUACAGCUUGCUAGUACCAGGUGGGGCCGCAUUUGCCUUCAGAACUGCCUUAAUUAAGGAGGUCCAACCUGGUACUAGCAAAAUGUACACACACACACACACGAGACGGCACAACCUCACAAGAUCCUCAUCACCAGAUUACUAUUGUCACCUGUGUGUUAUUUUUGCUAACGCUACGCUAUAUAUUCUCUGCGGUCCCGUUUAUUCCCUACGAAGUAUUAUCGCUGUUCUAUAGCGUGUACUGAGCAAUUCCUCGGUGUAUAUAUCUGACUAUUACCCUCGCCUCUUUCGUGUUUACAAUUGUUGAUUAUUACGCUAUAAAUAAAACACGAUUUUAAGAUGUUACAAUAAAACACUUUAUUUUCA